AUGAAGGUGCCGAAAGGCAUCUUCCUUCAACCUGCCAACCUGCCGGGAAAAGUGAACAAGUGGCAGGAUUUUUGCAAAUUCGAGCCCCCAGCUUCCGCGGCUGCACGCUCAUCUGUCCCUCCCGCUCGCGCGCUCCCGCGCGCACCCUCGCGCACCCUCGCGCACCCUCGCGCACCCUCGCGCACCCUCGCGCACCCUCGCCAACCCCACGUUACUUUGAUUGACAGCCCGGCCCCGCCGCUCUCCUUCCCACCGACCUUCCCAUCCACAGUGCCAAUCUCCGCGUCUCCCUUCUUCCUAUUGGCUGGUUUCGGCGUCCCGCGGCUCCUCCAGGAACAGUUCUUCACCGAGCCCGGGAGGACGCGGCUGGCGGAGGAGGGCUACCGCCCGGACCCACGUCCCCCGCCGGCUCUGCGCUCCCGCCCCCCGCCCGCGCCGGGCUGGGCGGGGCCGGCGCUGGCGCGGGCGGCGGCGGCGGGAGCGGCGGCUGCAGGAGCAGCGGCGAGUACCCUGUGCCCCGCGUCCCCGAAGCAGCCGACUGCGCCACCCCCACCCUCUCACGGCCGGGCGGGACCCGUGCCGCCAGCCCGGACCUCCGCCGGCCCGCAGCGACCUAAACACCGCCGCGACUACUCCGGACCGGUCUGCGGAGUUUGCCCGCCGGGUAGGGAGGCCGAGCGGCGGAGCGCACUCCUGCUUUUUUUCCCCCCACCAUCUCGUGGAUGUCGCCCCCCGGGUCGUGAGAGAACUUUGCAGCGGGCUGGAGCGCCCUUUGCAGAGAGGCAGACGAAGGGAAGGAAAGAAAGAGGGCCCAGGAAGGGGCUUGGAAGAAGAGUCCAGAGCGGCCGUGCGGGCCGUGAGGGGCGAGUGCGCGCGGGGCGCGGCGCCCGGAUGCACCCCGGGAUCGAGGAGCAGCAGGCGGCUGCGGGACUGCUCCCCGCGGUGUAGCCCCGCC
Odobenus rosmarus divergens (Pacific walrus) is the source of this 955-nucleotide messenger RNA. RefSeq lists its product as uncharacterized. The coding region runs from base 1 to 948 and encodes 315 amino acids. The transcript is spliced from 4 exons. The record is from RefSeq and is a predicted model, not a curated record. Lineage: Eukaryota; Metazoa; Chordata; Mammalia; Carnivora; Odobenidae.